Messenger RNA from Salpingoeca rosetta, 1996 nucleotides. RefSeq lists its product as uncharacterized. Gene Ontology annotation, molecular function: protein binding. The transcript has a single exon. The record is from RefSeq and is a predicted model, not a curated record. Lineage: Eukaryota; Choanoflagellata; Craspedida; Salpingoecidae. The coding region runs from base 335 to 1612 and encodes 425 amino acids.
CCCCGCUUGGUUUGUCCAGCAUCGUUUUGCUCUUUGUUUCUUUGUUUGUUCUUGUGGCAAUGCUGUCCCAGUAGUCGUAAAUCAAACAAAGGAAGCUGUUCGACGACCGAGCAAGUGACACGUGGGCGUGGGGCGAUAGGGCGACGAGCUGGUGAGUACUCUUGGACGAUAUUUUCUUCCCUCCUCCUGCUUUGUGUCUUUGCUUCCUGUGUUGUUGUGCUCGUAUUUCACAGCAACGAAGCAGCAGCACGGUUAAGGUCACAACCACGCACCAAUCAACCCCAACAAGAACAUUGACGGAUACAAAGCCAGAAAGCCGGUGGGGACGAGCAGGAUGAGGCGUCAUCAGGACAGCCGUGGCAAGAUGGCUGCUGUGGCUAUGGGCGUUUUGCUUGUGGGUUUCGUGGUUCAGCGACACCUGCGUGUGAUGGCAAACGUGGUGAUGGUGGAGGACAGGAAUGGCGUAUUCCACAUCAACACCAGCAACCCAGCCAAUUCCACUUUGUUCUUCAAUGGCAUGGACGUGGGCAAGUUGUUUGAAGUGGUGGAAGCACAAGCAAGCGCGCUGGAAGCGCAGGCGAGCAGGCUGGAAGCACAAAACCGUGAACUUCAGGAACAGCGCGGCCUGACCUGCCUCCUGCGACACCCUACCACGGACACCACCACCAUGGCCAGCGUUGGAAUUGGAGGAAGCCAUGACUGGCUUGGCGGCGUUUUGGCCAACAACGGCCUCAUUUACGGCAUCCCGUUUAGCUCCACCUCUGUCCUUAUCAUUGAUCCCACCACCAACACCGCUGAUACAACUACCAUCACUGGGCUCGGCUCAGGCGGCGACAAGUGGGUUGGUGGUGUGCUGGCUGCCAACAGUCUCAUUUAUGGGUUUCCACACGACGCUCCAGCUGUCCUAGUCAUCGAUCCAGAGACAAACACUGUGGACAACACCACACUGGGUGGACUGCCAUCAGACUUCGGCAAGUGGACCAGCGGUGUGGCUGCCAACAACGGCCUCAUCUAUGGCAUCCCCUGGUUUGCCUCCUCUGUCCUCAUCAUCAACCCGUCCACCAACACCACUGACACCACCACGAUCACUGGCUUUGGUGGAGGCGGAAACAAGUGGUACGGCGGCGUGCAAGCGAGCAAUAGUCUCAUCUACUGUAUCCCCGCCCACGCUCUAUCCGUGCUCAUCAUCGACCCAGCCACCAAUAUGUCAGACACCACCACCAUCGACGGUUUGUCGGGGAGUUUCAAGUGGCAUGGCGCCGUGCUUGCAGGCAACGGUCUCAUCUUCGGCAUCCCGCUCAGCAGUACGUCCGUCCUCAUCAUAGACCCAGCCACCAACACUGCGGACACAACGUCCAUCACUGACCUUUCAGGUGACAGUUUCAAGUGGAUCGGUGGUGCGCUGUUGCCAAAUGGCCGCAUCAUCGGCAUCCCAUACUCCGCCUCGUCUGCACUUGUCAUUGACACAACCACCAACACCGUCAACGCCACGUCCCUCCCUGUUCCUGCUGGCGACCUCAAGUGGUACGACGGCGCCCUCGCCAACAACGGCCUCAUCUACGGCAUGCCCCGCAACUCCAGAGCUGUUCUUAUCAUCGAUCCUGGCUGCUGAGCAAAGUGAUACCCACGUGUUAGCGUGUUGCCUUGCGCGUCUGUGCCUUCUUGCACCCUCUCUGUACGUCGUGCUUCUGCGAGGCGUGCCAUCAAGCCAUCCUCGCCAUCGUUUUCUGUUCUUGUAUCUUGUUGCAGUGUCGUGUCCUUGUGUUCGUAAUCUCUCUUCUGAGCCUGUUCUUGUUGCCUGUCCUGUCCUCCUCUCUUCUCUUGAGCUUGUCGCUUCUGCUUUCUUUCCAAGCCUCCCAUCCUCUGUUGGCUAUUCUGUGUUUCCUUCUCUUCUGUUGUGCUGUGGAGUGAAUCCAUCGUGACUGUGGGUACUUCUCUGUCCCAUCUCCAGCUUGCUUCCUUUUCCCCACUGACCAAUAGAAUGCACCAUGCUCCA